GCCAAUUCCAUCCAACCUAGCUAGCUAGUCAUGGAGAUGGAUCCACCACCCAAAAUGCUUGCCUCUCUCACAAUAACCAUACUGAUGAUGAUGAUGGCCACCUCCGUCGCACUUGCGUCGUCGGAUGCAGCGGUGCUCGAAGGACAAGCAAGAGCGCUCCUCGACUGGAAAGCCAGCCUCGACAACCAAAGCCAAAGAGCACUGCACUCUUGGGGCAACACGUCGACGCCCUGCAAUUGGCGUGGCAUCACCUGCGGUACCGGAAGGCAAAGCCAGUACUGUGGCGCCCAAGGAAGCAGCGGCCCAGUCACCCUUGCCACCUGGGAGACAUGAAGGAGAGCAGGCGCUACUUAUCAGAGAGCCUGAAGCGUACGUAGUGUGGUGGGUCUUGUGUGUUGGUUUUAUUGAGACUAGUGUACCUCUCUUCUCCUCACCUUC
Triticum aestivum (bread wheat) is the source of this 438-nucleotide messenger RNA. Its product is annotated as probable inactive leucine-rich repeat receptor-like protein kinase At1g66830. The coding region runs from base 31 to 333 and encodes 100 amino acids. The transcript is spliced from 2 exons. The record is from RefSeq and is a predicted model, not a curated record. Lineage: Eukaryota; Viridiplantae; Streptophyta; Magnoliopsida; Poales; Poaceae.